This is a messenger RNA of Notolabrus celidotus (New Zealand spotty), 3333 nucleotides long. RefSeq names its product finTRIM family, member 82 (gene ftr82). NCBI's taxonomy places the organism in Eukaryota, Metazoa, Chordata, Actinopteri, Labriformes, Labridae. The transcript is spliced from 7 exons. Bases 746 to 2473 code for a protein of 575 amino acids. The record is from RefSeq and is a predicted model, not a curated record. Gene Ontology annotation, molecular function: protein binding; zinc ion binding.
ACUUGUACAAGUGACCCGACUGGUCUGACAGGACUCAGAGCAAACACUGCAGCUCUGCGGUCUCUCUGCUCUUGGACAAACAACCUGCAGCAAGUUAACUUUUAACAUCUUUUCGGUGAUGAAAGAUGUUUGAAAUUACCUCGAAACUCUGCUGCAGCUCAAAGAGCCUGUGUGUUUGUUUAUUGGGUGGUCCCAGAAAUUCCUACAGUACCUUAGGCAGCAUUUAUGUUUGUCCGGUUUGAGACAAUGGCGAUUCUGUCUGACAACAAUAGGUGGAAAUCCAGCUGCCGAGAAGUGUGUGCGCAAGUUGUCCACAUGAUGAGCCACAGGAGAAAUGUGAGAAUAAAGGAAACUGCGAGGAAGCUUUUUUCUGUUCCACAUUAACUAACUCCUCUUGUGCUUUUUGUAUUUCAUUCAUUCUCUUUCUUUCUCUCUGCUCUCUCUUUCCUCUCCUGUCUGCCCGCCCUCUCUCUCUCUAUCUCUCCUUUUCUCCCUCUCCCUCCUUGCUCAACCUGCUUAUCUGAGCUGGGCAGGGCUCGAUACACUCACAGCACAGGGGGAGGGCCUUGUCUGCUUUCAAUCAAUAACCUCUGGAAUUCAGAAAUACAAGUAGGUCCUGUCUCUGGCAGGCUGUACCACACUCAGGAGGGCGGGCUCCCAGGCACACUCGACAGACUCUCUAUCUGCUUCUGGCGUUCUCUGUGAGUGUUUCCUCAGGUCUCAACCGUGUUGUGAGUCCAUCACAAUGGCUGACCAAUCCUCUCCAGACUACUUCAGCUGUUCCAUAUGUGUGAACCUCCUGAGGGACCCUGUGGCGAUCCCCUGUGGUCACAGCUUCUGCAUGGACUGCAUCAGCGGCUACUGGAAUGAGGCUGACUACACAGGGAUUUAUAUCUGCCCCCAGUGUAAGAUCACAUUCACCCAGAGGCCUGUGUUGAGGCCCAAUGCCACUCUGAGCAUGGUGGCAGAGAAGAUCAAGAAGAGCGGGUUGACCCUUAACCUCAACACCUCCCAGGGGAACAUCUACGCAGGCCCAAGCGACGUCCCCUGUGAUUUCUGCUCUGGGAAGAAACUAAAAGCUGUGAAGUCCUGUCUCAACUGUUUGGCAUCCUACUGCGAGAAACACUUGAAGCCUCACUACGAGUCAGCCACCUUCAAGAGGCACAAGCUGGUGGAUGAGCUGGGGAACCUGGACAGGAAGAUCUGCCCGCAGCACCAGAAGUCCUUGGAGCUGUUCUGUCGGACAGACCAGAUGUGUAUCUGUGCUAUCUGCACAGUGAGUGAGCACAAGGGCCAUGACAUUGUGUCUGCUGAAGCUGAGAGGAGCGAGAAACAGAAACUUCUGGGGAUCUCUCAGGCUGAGAUUAGACAGAAAUGCCAGGAGAGGGUGAAGGAGCUGGAGGAGCUGAAGACUGCUGUGGAUUCACUGAAGAACUCGGCCCAAAGAGCCAUGGUGGAGAGUCAGAAAAUGUUUGAAGACAUGAUCCGCUCCAUUGAGAGGAUGAGGUCAGAGGUCACCAAGCUGAUCGGCAUCAACGAGAAAGCUGCUUUCAACCAGGCCGAGGCUUUGAUCGAGAGACUGGAACAGGAGAUUGACGAACUGAAGAAGAAGGAGACUGGCCUCAAGCAGCUGUACAGCACUGACGACCACAUCCACUUUCUGCAGAACUUCAAUUACCUAUGCACGCCCACUGAUGAUGGCUUCAUACCCAGAGUGACCGUGAACCCUGACUUCUCCUUUGGGUCUGUGAGGAAGGCCGUGGCUGAGAUCAAAGACCGCCUGGAGGAGUUUGGCAGAGAGGAGCUGCAGAAGAUCUCCAAAUCAGUGAGCGAGGUCCCAGUGUACACGACAGAGAGCCGAACAUUGGACAGAAGGAGCAGAGUCAAAGAGGUCAUGACAGUGGACAACACUCCCCCUCCAGAGCCCAAGAGCAGAGCAGACUUUCUGAAAUACUUUUGCCAGCUGAAACUGGACUCCAGUACUGCCUACAAGGAGCUGUACAUCUCUGAAAACAGCAGAAAAGUCAUCCGCACCAGAGACCUGCAGCCAUACGGAGAAACCUCAGACAGGUUUGACAGCUUUGCUCAGGUGCUAUGCAGGGAGGCUCUGUCCGGAGGCCGCUUCUACUGGGAGAUCGAGUGGAGCGGGGAGUUCUCCAUCGGCGCAGCGUACAAGGCCAUCAGCAGGAAGGGCAAAGGUUCACUGUGUCUGCUGGGAUACAACGACAAGUCCUGGAGCCUCCUCUGCUCCGACACGGGGUACUCUGCCUGGCACAACCGUGUGGACAAAGCCAUCAACGCUCCCCACUCCCCCAGGAUAGGCGUGUACCUAGACCACACAGCAGGUGUGCUGGCAUUUUAUAGCAUAGGAAACUCCAUGACCCUGCUGCACAGGUUUGAGACCACAUUUGUUGAGCCGCUUUAUCCAGGCUUUGGAGUGGGAACCUCUGUCAAGAUCUGCAACAUCAAAUAAACACUGACAUCUGAGCAUUCAGCAGCAUGUUCUCUCAUAAUAUACAGCAAUGCUUUUGGAAUAUUCAGUAUAUAUAUAUUUUUGCAACAUUUUAAAACUGCAUCAAACCACAUUAAUGAAGUUUUACAGCUUUUUUUUGCUCCUGCCAAAUGUGUAUAUAGAUUUUCUAACACCACACAUCACUUAUUACUUUUUACAUUUUGCUGUCAAAUCACAUUUUAUUGAUAGCUUUAAAAGUCAUUAUUGAAAUACAUAUUUACUACAUAAUCAGACAAAUGCAAUAUAAAGAGACAUUGUAUCUUCUUUAGCAUUCGAUGGUAACUGCUGGAUAAUAUUUAAACAUGUCAGUAUUUAAGAACUAUGAGCCUAACCUGUAAGUGUUACCUGUUCCCACAUAUAUAUAUUUACAUUAACAAGAUAUUAUUGUUCGAUAAAAGGUGUAACAAAUCUGUAAUUAUAAGUCAUAAAUUACUAUACAAUAUCUAAGAUAAUCAAAUGAAUAUUUUUCUAUGAUAAGUUAUGUUAAACACUCUUAUUGUUUAAAUAGAAACAGAUACUGCACUUGCAUGAUUAUUCUGAGUAACAUUACAAGGUUCUCAAUGGUGCAUUUUCAAAGGUUAUGUGGAAAAACACGUCGUUGUCAUUUCAUUCUGUCAUGUUUUUAUAUUAUCUGAUGGACAUCACAUCAUUUGCCGACAGUCUUUACAGUUUUAUUUUCACUUGAACUAACCAUUAUUUAAUUUUACCUAUGUGUACUUGUAUAAUGGACAUUCAGAGUAUGAUCGGUAACAAAUACAGAUUUGUUUUGUAACAAAAUUGUUCAUUGAUAGUUCAAAAUAAAGAGCUGAAUGAAUAAUUGA